AUGCUGCACCAGUCAGUCGCAGCACAGCCACUCGCUUCACUACGUGUCGCAGGCAUCGUCGCUAGCACUGCCCCUCAUUGCGCACCCCCCGGCACCACCAAGGCUGGCGUUACUGGCGGAGCAGGUAGCAGCGGGUGGGCGCGCGGGACCCGGUGGAACCUAAGCGGCGGGUUGGUCGGGUGGAGGCGGUUAGAUCGGGCCUUGAGCAGCCGGCGGGUUUCCACGUCUGCCGGGGUGGUUGUGACUGCUGCUGCAGGCGCAGCGGAGGGGGCGAGCGACGGCGAGAUGGACUCGGCGGAGCGACCCGUGAAGAUGACUCUCUUCCCACUCCAUCACGACGUGUCCUCCAUCGCCCUUCCCCCCAUCGCGCACUUCCCCCCGUCGCGCCCUUCCCCCCAUCGCGCCCUUCCCGCCAUAUCGCGCCCUCUCCCCCAUCGCGCCCUGUCCCCCAUCGCGCCCUCUCCCCCAUCGCGCCCUCUCCCCCAUCGCGCCCUCCUCCAUCGCGCCCUCCCCCAUCGCGCCCCCUCCUGUCUUCCCCCCCCGCCUCCCUCCAGCGCGGUGGUGGAGCACGUGGCGCUGUUCAGCAUGGCGGCGGACAUGGCGGAGGAGAGCGAGGGCGACAUGCUGAGCCACCUGUACUCGCUGCAGUACCACUACCCGCACCUCCUCGCCAUCUCGCUCGGCCGCAUCGUCGCCACCAAGCGCCCCGUCGGCUUCUCCCACGCGCUCUUCGCGCGCUUCCCCUCGCGCCACGCGCUCGAGGGCUUCCUCGCGCUGCCCGCGCUGGCGGCCGCCAUGGAGCAGUUCGUCACGCCCUCGUGCACCGACACCCUAUCGCUGUCAUACGAGGCCCAGGUGGAGGCGGACAUAGAGAGUGUCUUCAGGCGUGGCGAUGCGUAUGAGAGGGGAGUGGAGCACGUGGUGUUGCUGCGCGCCAAGCCAGCAGCGGAGGAGGAGAAGCAGAGGGCCAUGGUGGCGGCCCUGGCUGCCCUGCCGCUAGCAAUGGACCCGCACAUCCUCGUGCAGCUCACUGCUGGCGCCAACUUUGCUCUCGACACCGCCAAGGGCUUCACUCACGGGCUUGUGGCGAGAUUCCCCUCAGAGGAGGCACUAGAUGCUUACAACAAGCACCCAAGCCACCGCCAAGUGCUGCGACAGCAUGUUCUGCCUUUGAGCGAAUCCAUCCUGGCUGUUGACUUUCAAGUGGACCCUGUAGGGCGGGAGGAGAGGGUUUAG
This is a messenger RNA of Closterium sp. Naga37s-1, 1236 nucleotides long. NCBI's taxonomy places the organism in Eukaryota, Viridiplantae, Streptophyta, Zygnematophyceae, Desmidiales, Closteriaceae. The record is from the annotation of a GenBank genome assembly.